CGAGAGGACAUAUCAUCACAUCAUCUCUUCAUGUCGCCUGGCUGCAGUGGCAGCGAUCGCUUGACUUGAUGGCAAAGGUGAAGAAAUCUCAUUUGAAAAGCAAGAAAGCCAAAGCGAAGGCAAAACAGGCUGACAAAAAUCGCGCUGAUGGCGACGGCAUGGUCGAUGUGCCCAAAGAGUCGAGACAUGAACUCAAGAGGCGGCAUGCUGCUGAACGGAAAGCUUUGCAGGCCAAGAUUGUGGAGCUGAAGCGGCAGCGCAAGAAGCUUCCGAAGAAGAAGAACAAGGACGACAAGAAGGCCCUGAGCGAAGAAAUCAAGAGCCUGACCAGCGCGCUCAAGAAGCGUCAUGCGGACGAGCUGCAGCACUCGGGCCUGAACGUACAGGAGGGAGAAGAUGAAAGCGGUUCAGAGGAUUUUGAAGAAGACGACGAAGAUAUCUAAAA
Messenger RNA from Cladocopium goreaui, 445 nucleotides. Lineage: Eukaryota; Dinophyceae; Suessiales; Symbiodiniaceae. The record is from the annotation of a GenBank genome assembly.